This is a messenger RNA of Callorhinchus milii (elephant shark), 998 nucleotides long. RefSeq names its product endoplasmic reticulum resident protein 27. The record is from RefSeq and is a predicted model, not a curated record. The transcript has 7 exons. Gene Ontology annotation, cellular component: endoplasmic reticulum. Lineage: Eukaryota; Metazoa; Chordata; Chondrichthyes; Chimaeriformes; Callorhinchidae. Gene Ontology annotation, biological process: response to endoplasmic reticulum stress; protein folding. The coding region runs from base 33 to 899 and encodes 288 amino acids.
GGGGCAGCAAUCCUCCCAACAAGAGGCUGACAAUGCUGAGCUGUCGAGUACUCCUCUACCUCCUGCUCCACCUCACCCUCAGCCUUGUGCAAGCCCAGGAAGAAGUUGAGGUGCAAGACGUGGACGAAAACGGAGAGGUAAACACGAGAAUGAAGAACCCACUCUUCGGUAAACCCAAGCACAAGAAAGACGAUUCCAGGACAGUCAAUGUCCUGAAGGAUAUUGCGACGACAGAAGAGUUUAUCAACUCGUCUGAUGUGACCAUCAUGGGAUUCAUCAAAGAUCUGAAAUCCAAAGAGGCUGAUAUCUUCCACGAAGUGGUAAAAAACGUCAGGGCGCUAUCCUUCGGGCUCACCCCCAGUGAGGUGGUUUGGAAGAAAUACAAUGUGACCGAAAGCACCAUUUCUAUCUUCAAGAAGUAUGACGAAAAACGUGCUGACUAUGAACUGGGAGUGAUCACUGGGAUGACGGCGGCCAAAGUGGUUGAGUUUGUGAACGUCAAUGAAAUGCGCCUGGUGACUGAGUACAACGACCAUAACGCCAUUCAGAUAUUUGGCUCCCACAUUCCCGUCCACAUUCUGCUGAUAGUGAAUAAAUCGGCGCCCGAGUACCCCACACUGCUGGAGAUCUUCACAACUGUUGCUCGCGACUACAGGGGAACGAUGAUCUUCAUCCACGUCGACACGGACAUGAAGUCGAACAUUCGGGUGAUGGCGUUUUUCAGCCUGAAGCACGAGAACCUCCCGUCCGUCUGUCUGUAUAACACACUGACCGACGACGUGGUGAUCAUGAGAGCUGGUGAGAUCAGCGCCUUCAGGAUCAGAGGAUUCUGCAAUGAGUACAUCGGUGUCAAGCCCAGACAGCAGAUGCCCAUACGGAGAGCACCUGAAGAGCUCUGAGACGUAAUUCCAUUGAAGAUUUUUUCAGGAUGUGUGUCUUCUUUCACUCUAUAACACAUCCGCUGCCUUAUAAAUGUGCCUCAAAUAAACUACCAAAAC